CUGGCUGGCCAAUUUCUUUGCGAUGGCUUCUGGCCUGCUGCUGCUGCUGCUGCGCAGCCCCUCCUCCUCCUCCUCCAGCCUGCAGAGCCAGGCUGGGAAAGACAGGCUGGGAAGCAGCAGCUCUUAGCUGAUUUCCAUAGCUACGCAGGCAGGCGGCAUUGGCAUCACGGGGACCUGCCCUGAAAAGCAGGCGGGAGGGAGGGAGGCUCCCAGCUGCCCCCUUCACCAAGGAAGGUGACUGUUGUUGUUGGUACGUGGACAACAACGCCGCUGCUUUGCUCUCCCAGAAGAUGCUGCACAGGCAUCUCCACAGCAGGUUCCAGGACCAGGGAUGAGCUGAGAGCAGGGCAGGAGCCCCCCCACCCCCAACGACAGCACCUGGGUGUUGCUGGGCUCCUCUCCCGGCCUCCCCCUACGCAUGGCCAAGAGCUGAAGAAGCAAGUAGGUCCUAGAGCGUCCUUCCCUUGCCAAAAACACCAUGAUCCGCAAGAAAGCGUCUGCUCUGAGUCCAGCCGAUGCCAGCCUCCUGCUCAGUGUGUCAAAGAGCUGCUCCGGGGCCCACUUCAGCGAUGCCGGAGCCGUUCAAAAUGGGGCCUCCACCGGUAGCUUCGAUGCGGAAGAUACGGUCUACAUUUACGGCAGAGACGGUUAUGAUUCUUCCACCAGCCGCAGAGGAAAUUACUUCAGAGAUGGGAAAACCAAGAUCGACUUCGUGCUGGUUUGGGAGGAGAAAGCCUGUCCCUCGAAGAAGAGGCGUGGCAAACAGCUGCACCGCCAGGGCGAGGCGGCAGCAGGCACGAGAGAUGGAAGCGGCGGGGACCACCGCUACGGGCGGCACGAGAGAUGGAAGCGGAAAUUCCUCAAAAAUCUGCGGAACGCUGGCCUCUUGAUGGAGAAGGAGGUGACCCAGAGCGAACACAAGAGCAUCCACUACUUGAAGCUGAGCACGCCCUGGGAGGUGCUGGUGUAUUACGCCGAGGAGCUGUGCAUGCGAGCGCCUCUCCAAGCUCACCCCAAUCCAGACAGAAAUAGUUCCGAUGACCUGCUUCGGAAGCUGCGCAUCCCCAACCUCAUGGACCAGAGGGUGCCUAACAAGCCCGUGGAUUACUACACCUGUGCCUUCCGCAAGUCCAAGCUCGACAGGUUCCUGGGCAGUGAUUUGCACGACAGCUACUUCAACAAUACGCAAAGGCAUCGCAUCGUGUAUGAAAUCUUGGCACGGACGAUUUACGGGAAACGGAAGCACGCCGAAAUAGGCAUCGACCGACUGCUGAACGAAGGGGUCUACUCCGCCGCUUUCCCGCUGCACGAGGGUCCCUAUGAGCUCCCGGACUAUGAGGUACUAAGCGAAGAGCUGAACCCCCGCCAGAUCCUGUACCGUUUUUGGGCCCGCUGGGCCUGCUGGUACAAGUAUCAACCCCUCGAUCACAUCCGGGAAUACUUUGGAGAGAAGGUGGCCAUCUACUUCGCCUGGCUGGGCUUCUACACAGCCUGGCUGAUCCCAGCCGCAGCCAUUGGCAGCUUUGUGUUCCUCGCCGGCCUCUUCGUCCUGGACACCAACGUGCCAGCGAAAGAAGUCUGCAAGAGUGGGGGAGACUUCCUCAUGUGCCCUCUGUGCGAUACUUGUGGCAACUGGAACCUCUCCGAGAUCUGCCCCAUGGCAAAGCUUGGGUACCUCUUUGACCAUCCGGGGACCGUUUUCUUUAGCAUCUUCAUGUCCUUCUGGGCUGUGACGUUCCUGGAGUAUUGGAAGCGGAGAAACGCCACGCUGGCUCACCAUUGGGACUGCAUGGACUUCCAAGAAGAGGAGGAACGUCCUCGCCCAGAGUUUGCUGCUAGGGCCCCUUGCCUGGAACAGAACCCCAUCACAGGCCUGAAGGAGCCCUAUUUCCCUAAGCACGACCAGCUGUCACGCAUCCUGACUGGGUCCAUGGCUAUCGUCAUCAUGCUCUGCGUGGUGAUGAUCUUUUUGGUGUCGGUGAUCAUGUACCGGGGGAUUGUCAGCACCGCAAUCUACCACACCGGAAACAGAGUUCUGAUGACGCAGGCAGGUAACAUUGCGAAUAUCAGCAGCUCCAUGGUGAACCUGGUGCUCAUCCUUCUCAUGAGCCAGGUCUACACCUCCUUGGCCGAGAAGCUUACCAGAUGGGAAAUGCACCGGACUCAGACGCAGCACGAGGACGCCUUUACCUUCAAAGUGUUCAUUUUCCAGUUUGUGAACUUCUACUCGUCUCCUUUCUACGUGGCUUUCUUCAAAGGCAGCAGGUUUGUGGGCUACCCUGGCCAAUAUGGACAGCUCUUAGGCAUGAGGAAUGAAGAUUGCGGUCCUGGCGGGUGCCUCAUCGAAUUGGCCCAGCAGCUGUUCAUCAUCAUGGUUGGGAAGCAGAUUGUCAGCAACGUCCAGGAGUUCUUUGUUCCCAAGCUAAAGGCUUGGCACCAGAAAAGGAAGCUGGCCAAGGUGCGAGGGGGGCAGAUCUGCCAGGAGCCCAAACGGUGGGAGGAAGACUAUGAACUGAUUGAAUGUGAAGGCCUGUUUGAGGAGUACCUGGAGAUGGUGCUCCAGUUUGGCUUCAUCACCAUUUUUGUGGCAGCUUUCCCGCUGGCCCCGCUCUUCGCCCUGCUCAAUAACUGGGUCGAGAUCCGUCUGGAUGCCCAGAAAUUUGUCUGCGAGUACCGGCGCCCCGUGGCUGAGCGAGCCCAGGACAUCAGUGUUUGGUUCUUUCUCCUUGAGGUCUUGGCACAAAUCUCCGUCGUUGUCAAUGCCUUUCUCAUUGCCUUCACCUCGGACUUCCUGCCACGGCUCCUGUACCAAUAUGAUUAUGACAGCCAUCUCCAUGGCUAUGUGAACUUCACCCUGGCUUACUCCCCACCUGCUUACGUGCACAGCAACCAUACCAUGUGCAGGUACAAAGCCUUCCGCGAUGCUCACGGGAACUACACCCUGUUUUACUGGAAACUCCUGGCCAUUCGCCUGGGCUUCAUCAUCGCCUUUGAGCACGUGGUCUUCUUCUGCUUGCGCCUGAUUGACUGGCUGGUGCCGGACAUCCCCGCGUCCCUGGAAGUCAAGAUCAAGAGGGAGCGUUACCUAGCCAAGCAGGCCCUGGCCGACCACCAGGAGGCGCUGCUGACGACGGUGAGUCCCGACUCUUCUCCCAGCAGCUCAGCAAGCAGCCUUUUCUCCAGCAGUAUGAAUUAGCCCUGCCGGCGAGGUCGAAGCAUGGGCACCAGUGCAUCCCCCUCCAUUUUUUUGCUCCAGUGCCGAGCAGCUCUCUCGACCGCAUGGACAAUGCCAGUGGGGACUGGGAGGGAAGAAUUUUCCUGCAGCGGACUUUGCGAGACCCAGAAGAUUGGACUAAGGAAGCCCCACGGAGACCUUGACCGAGGCUCCCAAGCUAUUCUCCUGGAAACGUUUCCUGGCGGAUUCUUUCUUUUCUCAGCUUCCCAGGCAAGGGGCCUCGGAGACCAGUUCUGGGACGAGCCCAGCUUGGCCUCCUUUCCGAUUCCCUGCCGCCUUGGCUCCUUGGUGGCUUCUUCUCGGCCUUGCAGGUUUCAACCUGCGUCCGAAGGGCAGGGACGUCUUCAAAGAGCGAGUCCCCCCAAAUAGAGCUUCAACCAAGCCACCAGAAAUCCUUG
Messenger RNA from Crotalus tigris (Tiger rattlesnake), 3633 nucleotides. Its product is annotated as anoctamin-7-like. Bases 479 to 3196 code for a protein of 905 amino acids. The record is from RefSeq and is a predicted model, not a curated record. Gene Ontology annotation, molecular function: chloride channel activity; protein dimerization activity. Gene Ontology annotation, cellular component: plasma membrane. The transcript is spliced from 23 exons. Gene Ontology annotation, biological process: chloride transmembrane transport. Lineage: Eukaryota; Metazoa; Chordata; Lepidosauria; Squamata; Viperidae.